Periconia digitata is the source of this 1018-nucleotide messenger RNA. The record is from the annotation of a GenBank genome assembly. NCBI's taxonomy places the organism in Eukaryota, Fungi, Ascomycota, Dothideomycetes, Pleosporales, Periconiaceae.
CCUUCUCCGGGUACUUUCGCAAUGUUGCCAGAGUCGUCCUCGAGUCUAUGGACAUACUACCCCAGGUUCCCCAGCUUUUGGGUCCCAGUGGCCGGCUCCAUCAUUUUUGGCCUUGCGACCAGCGCCCAUGGAUACCUUCUGUUUCUACACCAAGCCUGGUUCUUCGUGCCAAUGUGUAUCGGUUCCAGCAUGGAGCUGAUAGGUUUUAUUGCCCGGGCUAACGCAGCCACGGAUCUGUUCAACAGGGAGGUAUUCCUUCUGCAACAUUACACGCUCUACUUCGGGCCGUCCUUCGUCGCUGCGGCCUGCUAUGGAGUCUUUGGUCUAAUCGUAUCGAGAGUAACCCCCGCGCCUGAACGAACUUUGCGUACUCUGUGGUGCCCACCCCGACACACCAAGCAUAUCCUCUUGGGAAUACAUAUAGUUGGAGCAUUCUUCAUAUUCCUCGGUGUAUCUUUUCUUGAAAAAGCCAUGGAUAAUGAUGAUCUAGUCCAAAGAGCCCAAGGGCGUAUCAUUCUUGGUGUCGGGCUCAUCUUUCAGCUCAUGUGUGCAGCACUGUUUGCGGUCAUUUGGGUGCGCUAUACGGUUUCCAGCCGACGAUGGACUGGGAGUUCCGAACAGCAGGCCCUUCGAGCGAGAGAGGAUCGGCUUAGUAUAGCCGUUAUGGUGGCUUCCACGCUUAUCUUGUUCCGUAAUGUCUAUCGUCUUGCUGAGUGCUUCUCUGGGGAGGAAGAUUAUCUCCGGAAGUACGAGUGGCCAUUAUGGGUAUUUGAUGGGCUUUUUGUGUUUGUCGCUAUCGUGGUUCUGGCCAUUGUUUAUCCCGCUCGCUUUCUACCUUUACAAAAAAAUGACUGGGAAUCAAAGGAUUCCAUCGAGUGAUAUACGAAUCUGCAUAUGAAGCAUCGAUUCCCUAGCUUUGCGUAGUCUUGUGGGUUGACUGAUAUUGGGCGAUGUCUGGUGAAUGAAUACUUGGAAGGGGUAUAUUAUAGAGUCUUCGCAUAUGCCACUUGAAUAGUAU